Messenger RNA from Vigna angularis (adzuki bean), 1286 nucleotides. RefSeq lists its product as uncharacterized. The coding region runs from base 183 to 1124 and encodes 313 amino acids. NCBI's taxonomy places the organism in Eukaryota, Viridiplantae, Streptophyta, Magnoliopsida, Fabales, Fabaceae. The record is from RefSeq and is a predicted model, not a curated record. The transcript has a single exon.
CAGAUAACAUUUGACCCAUUCCAUUGUUUUUCACGAAGGUGACAGAAAUAAUAGACCCACUUCGUACAAACAACAGUAUCAUUAUUGUCACAACAACCAAACCCAAAACGGAACACUUCACAAUUCAUUCACACACAACAACACAAACACUAAGCUCUCAUCUACUUCCGACUUGUUCCACCAUGAAAACCCACCAACAACCAAAGCUAAAAACCCAACUUUUCUCUUGUGGCUUCUUCCGCCACUGCGCCCAAACCGUUCUCAGCCCCACCGCCGCCACCCCACCUCUUCCUCACACUCCCCCAACCUUCCAAUGCGAAUCCUCCACCUCCUCCUCUUCCUCCACCACUUCCCAAAGCUUCACCCAGUGGAGAUUCUCUCCCCCAACCCCCACUCCCAACACCACCACCACCACCACCAAUAACACCAACAACCUCAUCAAAACAAACACACACACAAGCUUUAAUGUUCCUCUUCCUCCUCCGCCGCCACCACCACCACAAAUCCACAACCUCCAAGAACUCUUCCACAUUUCAGAACUCCAACUAACAACAGACCCAGCUUCUGCCCUUCAACUUCUAGAACGUUCUCUCGUUCCCAACCCACCUCAACACCAACCUCCUUGCCCUCCCAACCUCAUGCACGCUCUCACGCGCAACCUCGCGCUCGCCAAACCCGCCACCAAGAUCCUCUUCGCGCUCUGCCUCUCCGAUGUCAACCGCCGUGUGGCCGUCGAGACCGGCGCCGUCUCCGCCGUCAUCGAGGCCGCCCUCGAACUCGACGGCGCCCCUUCUGAGCGCGCCCUCGCCGCCCUCGAGCUCAUGUGCACGCUGCCCGAUGGCGCUCACGAGGUCCGCGCCCACGCCCUCGCCGUCCCCGUCAUGGUUACCAUGAUGGGAAAGACCGCUGCCCGCGCCAAGGAAUACGCCAUCGGAGUCCUGGCCGUCGUGUACGGUGGCUCCACAUCCGACCACCAGACCGCGCCCCCGGAGGAGGUGGCGCGUGCGGUGGAACUCGCGCUCCAGGGCGAGUGCAGCGCUCGGGCCAGGAGGAAAGGUGCCCAGCUGUUGAAAACGCUGAAACAUCUCUCUGAAGCUGAGCCUCUCCCUCUGGACAACAAUUGAAGUUUUUGAAACAAAGUUCUAAGUUUUUUUCUAUGUUUUCAUUCACAAAAUAAAAUAAAAAAAAUCUGUAUUUGAAAUAGAGAAGUUGAGAUUGAUUGUGUUUGUUGUUAUUAUUAGUGAGAUGUUAUGGAUGAAUGUAACUGUGUUACAGAGUUGAAGUCA